UUUUUUCCUUUAAAUUUGAAAUUGCGUAAAUGUUGGCGGUUUUUUUUUCCAAAUUCUUCACAGUCUGAUGAAAAAAAUGGACAGUAUCCUACAAUUUAAUGUUAGUCUGUAUAGUUACACCCCACAAGGCGCAGAACAGCUUUACAAACAAGCGGAAAUGAUAUAUUAUCGUUUGAGGUUAUAUCAAAUUUUGAAAACCAAAGAAACUCUUUCUGUUGACGAAUUAAAAUCGGAGCUUGGAGAUAAUCCGCUUAAACAUUUAUUAGAUGUAGAAGAUAACGCCGAAGUACGACUUGCGCGUCAUUUGGAUUACCUCAGUCACUGGACAUUGAAAAUUGCAUACAGCAAUCAACAACCAAUGUUCUUCAUGAAAUGCGAACUCAGAUGGUUCAAAACACGAUUUAAUAACAUGUCGCACGAUCAGAGAAUGGAGUUCAUAAAAAAGAACAACUUGAAUUUGACGCCAGCAACAGAGACAGAAAAAUCAAGUUUGAAAUUAUGGGGCCAAAAUUGGUAUAAGUUUAACUUUACGGAAGUGACCUUAUUAGUAAAACUCCGCUUAUAUCCUAUGUACAAAGGCUUCAUCUUCAUCCCAGAACACAAAUUAGUCUUUUGGUUGACUGAGAAACUCCAAAAACAAUUACAAUCUUCACUAGUCCAUUGCAGAAAAAUGUUACCCUCAACCUGUGAUCAGCUGAACAUGCUUAUAAACACAUUCGAACUAGUCCAACCUUAUAGUGACACAACCUCGCGGAGAUUCAAAUUGUGUGAUUUAAAAAAAAAUGUUGAACAUUUUCCCUUGUGCAUGAAAUUCCAGUAUGAAAAUCUGGAAAAGAAGCACCACUUGAAACACUUUUCACGUGUGCAGUAUGGUUUGUUUUUAAAAGGACUAGGCCUCUCCCUUGAAGAAGCCCUGAAAAUGUGGAAAACCGAAUUCACGAAAAAAAUGUCAGAAAGAUGCUUCCAGAAAGAAUAUAGUUAUUUUUUUAAGCAUCAGUACGGAACUGUGGGUAGUAAGAUUAAAUAUAAAGCUCAGUGUUGUGACACAAUUUUAGAACAGUCAGUCCCAAGUGGGUUUGUUCAUGGAUGUCCUUUCAAACAUUGGGAUGCGAGUGUUCUUAGCGUGAGAUUAAGAGAGGAUGAUGUUUGUGACGAAGAUGUGAGAAAAAUUUUAGGUUUGAAACAGAGAGAGCAAUAUAGGGCGGCGUGUACGACGUACUUUCAAAGUGUAUGUGGAUGUAAACUCGACGAUGUUAUUGAUCACCCUGUUAAAUACUACGACAAGUCAUGUAGUUCAAUUGUUGACAUUGAAGACCUGGUCCUGAGUGAUGAGGAUUAAUCUCGUGAUGACUCAGUAACAACAGUUGAUAAUGUAGUAAGAUGUCGCCACUCAACCUCGGCGCAAUAUCAGCGAGAUUUUCGAUCGCUUCGACGACCGAUCCCGCACGCCGCUGCUCUGCGAAAACAAGUGCCUCCGCUGCGCCUCGCUGUUUGCACAGCUACCCACGACCCGCCGAAUCCCUAACAAUCAACAACGCGCUUGCCAAAGCCGCUCUGGCACAGGAUGACAGCUAAUAAUACUCCUUCGCUCCUGUUAUUACCGCCAAGGCCGAUCGGAACAGCUCCGAAACUCGCGAAUUUAAGCAAGCAAGGCUGCUGGGCAGCCUUGGACCGUUAAGAUUCCGCUCCGACCAUGAAACCCGGCUAAUUAUUCCGUUAUUUUAAGCGCACGUAAUCGAAAUUGGUUGGGAGAACCACUGCCAGGCGGCGCCACACAGCGUGUAAACAACAAGUAAAGGAGAGACGAUACCGAUGACAGAGAGACCGAUCUCGACUGUGACCCUUAUCAACGAGAGCGCAGAGGCGAUAAUUGUAUUCGGUGCAAGACUUUUAAAGUGGGCCGAGAGGAAAGUGGGUGCGAAAUCUAAAUUUGUGUAAUUGUGGCUGUGUCACGAAAAAAGUUGAAGUUGGGUAUGUGACAAGUUUUAAAUAAAGAAUCUAUUUUGUUUUCA
Messenger RNA from Zophobas morio, 2012 nucleotides. Its product is annotated as DNA primase large subunit-like. Bases 68 to 1339 code for a protein of 423 amino acids. NCBI's taxonomy places the organism in Eukaryota, Metazoa, Arthropoda, Insecta, Coleoptera, Tenebrionidae. Gene Ontology annotation, cellular component: alpha DNA polymerase:primase complex. Gene Ontology annotation, biological process: DNA replication, synthesis of primer; DNA replication initiation. The transcript has 2 exons. The record is from RefSeq and is a predicted model, not a curated record.